AUGGAUAAGCCACAAAUAAUUGCUCAUGUGCAAAAGUCAUUGAAUUACACACUUUUUGAUGCAAAAUGGAUUCCUUGCUCAGCAAAAUUUGUUGUUCUUGGUAACUAUGCACGCGGUACCGGGGCUCUUCAAAUUUAUGAAAUAUCUCAUGGCGAUGUGAAGUUGGUUCAUGAAGCUGAGAAACCUAAAGAAUUUAAAUGUGGAACAUUUGCUGCAUCCUCAUUGGAGCAACGGCAUUUUGCUACAGGAAAUUUUGAAGGGAAAUUACAAAUUUGGGAUCUUGAAAAGACACGUGAUCCUGUUUAUUCUGUGAAAGCGCAUAAAGAAAUCAUUAAUUCCAUAGAUGGUGUUGGAGGUCUUGGAAUUGGAGAAGGAGCGCCAGAAAUUGUGACUGGAAGUAGAGAUGGAAGUGUAAAAGUUUGGGACCCACGACAAAAAGACAAACCAGUUGCUGUAAUGGAGGCCAAAAAAGAAGACACACGUAGAGAUUGUUGGGCUGUCGCCUUUGGUAAUUCUUACAAUACUGAAGAACGUUGUGUGUGUUCAGGUUAUGACAAUGGGGACGUGAAAUUAUUUGAUCUGAAAACAAUGUCUCUACGUUGGGAGACAAAUAUAAAAAAUGGAGUUUGUUUUCUCGAAUUUGAUAGAAAAGAUAUCAAUAUGAACAAACUUGUUGCAACUUCUCUGGAAUCUAAAUUCCAUGUGUUUGACUUACGUACACAGCAUCCCACAAAAGGAUUUGCUUCUGUUAGCGAACGGACCCACAACGCUACAAUCUGGUCUGUGCGCCAUCUUCCACAAAACAGAGAUAUCUUCAUGACAAUGGGAGGAAAUGGCUCUUUAAAUCUGUGGAAAUAUAAUUAUCCUGCAAAACGAGUAAGCACUGACUCGGAUGGCAAGCAGAUGGGAGUGGCUGGCACUUUAGAUUUACUGCAAAAUGUUACUCUCUCAACUCAGCCAAUCAACAGUUUUGACUGGAAUCCUGAUAAAGCAGGAUUGGGUGUGUGCACAGCCUUUGACCAAACAUUACGGGUUCUAAUUGUUACAAAACUCAAUAGAUUGUAA
Messenger RNA from Acanthosepion pharaonis, 1065 nucleotides. Lineage: Eukaryota; Metazoa; Mollusca; Cephalopoda; Sepiida; Sepiidae. The record is from the annotation of a GenBank genome assembly.